Molecule: messenger RNA, 1363 nt
Organism: Athene cunicularia (burrowing owl)
Lineage: Eukaryota; Metazoa; Chordata; Aves; Strigiformes; Strigidae
Product: calsenilin-like
Exons: 6
Biological process (GO): regulation of potassium ion transmembrane transport; negative regulation of transcription by RNA polymerase II
Cellular component (GO): voltage-gated potassium channel complex; nucleus
Molecular function (GO): RNA polymerase II cis-regulatory region sequence-specific DNA binding; DNA-binding transcription repressor activity, RNA polymerase II-specific; potassium channel regulator activity
Source: RefSeq, a predicted model, not a curated record
GGGGGUGGGUUUUGGUGGAGCCGGGGUUCACCGGGCGCCCACUCUCCUCCCCAGGAGUGUCCCAGCGGCCUCGUGGACGAGGAGACCUUCAAGCUCAUCUACUCGCAGUUCUUCCCCCAAGGCGAUGCCAGCACCUACGCGCACUUCUUGUUCGACGCCUUCGACGCCGACCGCAACGGGGCUCUCUGCUUCCAGGAUUUUGUCAUUGGCCUCUCCGUCUUGCUGCGGGGGACAGUGCACCAGAAGCUGAAGUGGGCUUUCAACCUCUACGAUAUUAAUAAAGACGGCUACAUCACCAAGGAGGAAAUGCUGGAGAUCAUGAAGUCCAUCUACGACAUGAUGGGGCGCUGCACCCACCCCACCCUGAGGGACAGCGCGCCCGCCGAGCACGUGGAGCUGUUCUUCCAGAAGAUGGACAGGAAUGGUGACGGCGUGGUGACCUUCGAGGAGUUUCUGGAGACGUGCCAGAAGGACGAAGACAUCAUGAGCUCCAUGCAGAUCUUCGAGAACGCAAUCUAGAACCCGGGACCGCCCGCUCGGCCCUGCCAGUGCCUCUCUGAGCAGCCGAGGGGAACUUUUUUCUACUAUUUCAGACAAAACAAAAGGAUAAAAGAAAGAAAAUAAUCCACCUGGCUCCCGGCACUCCAGUUAAAAGAGGCGAGAAGAUAUAUGGACGACUUUGCCAGCUCGUCUGCCUGAGCCCUCCCUGACACAGCACCUGGCAAUGCCCGCCCGACAGCCAGACCCAUUCUGGGGGGCAGAGCCCCACCUCAAAGAGGUUCCCUCUGCCCCGGGUGGUGCAGGAGACCUUGCCGCAGCACAAACCCUGCCCACGGGACGCGAGCCGUCGGGGAGGGACCCUCGAGGAGGGGGUUUCUGUAUCACAGCCCUGACACGGCAGCUCCUGAAGGCCGACUGAAAGCACAUGAACCUCCUCUCCCUGCCCGCCCCGCGCUGGAGGGGACCCACAUCGAGAAGCCACUCCCCACCUUCCAGCGGUGCAAGGAGAGAGGGUUUAUUUUCUAAAUAAAACAAAUGGCUAUGAUUUAGGGAUGAAACACGCCACCUGGGGAGCCAAGGGGAAACAGUGGUCACACACAGCCUAGCGGGGGGGUGGAGAGGGUGACCCCAAGUCCUGGGGUAGCGGCAGCAGAGGCAGCUUCACCCACAAGAGUGGCGGGGUGCGGCCGGGAGGGUUAUUUGGGUUAUUUCUGCUUUUUUUUUUCCUCACAAAUGGGCCAGCGAGGCCAGGCUGCGCCUCAGCCAGGCCACACCUCGGCCAGGCCUAGGCCCCGGCCCCCUCCUCCACAGCCGCCUGUUGCUUGCUCACUCACUGCGUGUUUCCAUGAAAUAAAGGUGAGAA